AUGACAACACAGCAAGCACCACAGCCAGUAGGAGGAAAAGGUAAAGUAGCAAAAUCUGCAAAGGGAGCAGCCAAGAGAUUUAGGAAGCCAAACUCAUAUAAUGAAAUUAGUAAGCCUGGUCUAAGAAGAUUGUCUAGAAGAGCUGGAGCCACUAGAAUUUCUGGUGCUGCCCUUAAGCUUUCAAGAGAACUUCUUAUAUACAUGUUAAAGAAUGUUCUUUAUUAUUCAAGAAUCUAUUGUAGCUACUCAAAGAGAAAGACUGUUAACGUAGUUGAUGUAGUGUAUGCAUUAAGAAAGAUUAGAAUUACAUAUGUUAGCUGUUCAUUAGCUUAA
This is a messenger RNA of Hepatospora eriocheir, 333 nucleotides long. The record is from the annotation of a GenBank genome assembly. Lineage: Eukaryota; Fungi; Microsporidia; Hepatosporidae.